Messenger RNA from Eimeria necatrix, 380 nucleotides. RefSeq lists its product as hypothetical. The annotation marks the transcript as partial. NCBI's taxonomy places the organism in Eukaryota, Apicomplexa, Conoidasida, Eucoccidiorida, Eimeriidae. The record is from RefSeq and is a predicted model, not a curated record. The transcript has a single exon.
CUGUCCCCUCAACUCUCGGCCGUCUGCGGCGGGCAGCGGCAGCUUUCUCUUUGCGCAGUGCUGCGCUGCAUCUUCUCUUAUUGCCUCUCAAGAGGUUUGCUGCUGUCGGGCCCCAGCAGCAGCAGCAGCAGCAGCAGCAGCAGCAGCAAGGCUGCGCCCGGCGAAAUCCGACUCGCGACGGACGAACAGCUCAGGAAGGUAAGGCCCAGCAGCAACAGCAGCACUCAUAUCAGCAGCAGCAGCAGCAGCAACAACAGCAACAGCAGCAGCAGCAACAACAACAGCAACAGCAACAGCAGCAGGAGCAGCAGCAAAUUGGCUGGGCAGCACUUCAUGAUCCAAACUGCUUCUGCGGAUCGGAUUUGUCUUUUAGCGACUAG